Messenger RNA from Orycteropus afer afer, 1183 nucleotides. RefSeq names its product aquaporin 11 (gene AQP11). Gene Ontology annotation, biological process: transmembrane transport. Gene Ontology annotation, cellular component: membrane; cytoplasm. The record is from RefSeq and is a predicted model, not a curated record. Gene Ontology annotation, molecular function: channel activity. Lineage: Eukaryota; Metazoa; Chordata; Mammalia; Tubulidentata; Orycteropodidae.
GAGGGGCGUGAGGAGGAGGCGGGGCGGACUUUGGACUCCAGUCCAGAGACUGCCCCCUAGGGAGCCGGAGUCCGAGCCUGCAGCCUUGUCAGGUGGUGAGGGAGCCAUGUCGGCGGGGCUGGCGCUCUGGCCUGAGGUGCAGGACAUCUGCACCUCGCUGGGGCUGAUGCUGUCGGUCGUGCUGUUCAUGGGGCUGGCCCGCGUGAUCGCUCGGCAGCAGCUGCACAGCCCCAAGGCCCAUGCCUUCGCUUUGGAGUUUCUGGCCACAUUCCAGCUCUGCUGCUGCACCCACGAGCUGCAGCUACUCAGCGAGCAGGACCCCGCGCACCCCACCUGGCCGCUGACGCUUAUCUACUUCUUCUCUUUGGUGCAUGGUCUGACUUUGAUGGGCACCGCCAGCAACCCGUGCGGCGUGAUGAUGCAGAUGAUGUUGGGGGGAAUGUCCUUCGAGAUGGGUGCAAUGAGUCUGUUGGCUCAGCUGAUUAGUGCUCUAUGCAGCAGGUACUGCAUAGGCGCCCUGUGGAGCCUGGGUCUGACCAAGUAUCACGUCAGCGAGAGGAGCUUCUCUUGCAGGAAUCCCAUCCACGUCGACUUGGUCAAAGCGAUUAUCAUAGAGACCAUCUGCUCCUUCAUAUUCCACAGCGCCUUGCUGCACUCCCAGGAGAUCCGAACAAAGCUUCGUAUCCACCUGCUGGCAGCACUCAUCACCUUUUUGGUCUAUGCAGGAGGAAGUCUAACAGGAGCUGUAUUUAAUCCCGCUUUGGCACUUUCACUACAUUUCAAGUGUUUUGAUGAAGCAUUCUCUCAAUUUUUUAUAGUAUACUGUCUGGCUCCUACUUUAGGUAUAUUGUUGAUGGUUUUGAUGUUCAGCCUUUUCCUUCCCUGGCUGAAUAACAACCAUAUAAUUAAUAAAAAGGAAUGACUAUUUCAAAAAACUCAGACUAAGUUACAUGACAAUCAAGCUGGAUGUGAUAAAGGUUUUAUCACCUCAUAUUCAACACACUGGCUGCACUGGAUCCUUCGAUGUUAAGCUUCCUUUGAGGCAGCUACCUUAUAGGUUUCACCACUGGGACUUAAAAAAAUAGUAAUAAUAAUGUGAAAUUCGAGGUAUUCUGUGUUUCUCAGUUAAGACUUGUUCUUUUGAAUGAUGCUGCUAGAAAAGACUCAUUACAUUAAAUAUAAA